This is a messenger RNA of Vanessa tameamea, 2183 nucleotides long. It is a transcript of the gene CYLD, whose product is annotated as ubiquitin carboxyl-terminal hydrolase CYLD. The record is from RefSeq and is a predicted model, not a curated record. Lineage: Eukaryota; Metazoa; Arthropoda; Insecta; Lepidoptera; Nymphalidae. Gene Ontology annotation, biological process: protein K63-linked deubiquitination. The transcript is spliced from 12 exons. Gene Ontology annotation, molecular function: cysteine-type deubiquitinase activity; K63-linked deubiquitinase activity. Gene Ontology annotation, cellular component: cytosol. The coding region runs from base 155 to 2032 and encodes 625 amino acids.
UUAUUUAUAUUAUAAAAUCUAAACAGAUGUAAACAAAUAACGAAAUAAUAAAAAAAGGGUUUUUGGUUCUCUAUUAAUAAAAUUCAUUUUUUAUUUAUGCAUAAGCCUUUUUACAAAAACAACUUACUUCGUACAAUCUUUUAAAGCAAAGAAAAUGAGUCAUGAGGUCCAUCAGGAGCAAGAGCUUGAGAAUACAUGUAGCAGAGAUGCUCAGAUUGAUUUAUUUAAUUUAAUUGGAGGAAGCUGGCCACCAGCUCCGAAAGAACCUGAGCAUCCAGAGUAUGGAUCAGUACAACUCAGUCCCAGACGCAAUAUGCAACAUACAAAUCAUCAUGAACGGGUCAAAUCUGUGAAUCUAAUUAAUCAUAUAACACCGGAGAGGCGUAGAAAUAGACCUACUACAUCUUCAAAUAUACAAGUUACAGAAGAUUACUCUCAGAAUAUAAAGAUGGUCCAUGAAGCUAAAAAAAAUGAAACUAGUCUUUUGGUCGACGUCUGCAGCGGAGAUGGGCCUGAGGACUUGUAUGAUUCUCCAUCAUUGGGAUCGCCCCGAGCGGUAACAUCAAAUACGAAGCCUUCCUGCCCCUCACCUGAACACUUGCAAGACGACAUCGGGGUCGGAUCGCUCGUCGAAGUCGCAACUGACGUCGAUCAAAACUACUACGGCGUCGUUAGGUGGAUAGGCCUUAUAGAAGACAUAGCGACGGCGGGCGUGGAGCUGGAGCAGAGCGUGUGCGGGCUGGGCGACGGCGGCCACAAGGGCACGCGGCUGUUCUCGUGCGGCGCGGGGCGCGCGCUGUUCGUGCCGCUGCCGCUGUGCCGCCGCGACGCGCGCUUCCGCGACACGCCGCCGCCCGAGCCGCUGCGCGACGAGCGCUCCGACCAGCCGGAUUGUCCCGUUGUCACCGGUGUGGUUCCGCCUUUAAACUCGCUCGGUGAGCUCGCGGGGAAGAAUCGGGGAAUUCAGGGACAUCACAACUCGUGCUAUCUCGACGCAACGCUCUUCGCCAUGUUCACCUUUACCAGCGUGUUCGACGCGCUGCUCUACCGGCCGCCGGAGCCCGAGGACUCGCCGCACUACUCCGAGGUGCAGCGCGUGCUGCGCGAGGAGGUGGUGAACCCGCUGCGGCGCCACGGGUACGUGCGCGCAGACCGCGUCAUGAAGCUGCGCACGCUGCUCGAGCGCCUGUCCGACGUGCCGGGGCUCACCUCCGAGGAGAAGGAUCCAGAAGAAUUCUUGAACGGUUUGGUCGCACAGUUGCUCAGAGCUGAGCCCUUUCUCAAAUUAUCCUCGGGUCAAGAAGCGUACUGUUACCAGCUUUUCGUCGAAAAAGACGAACAUAUAACACUACCGAGCGUGCAACAGCUAUUGGAACAGUCUUUCGCCACAUCUGGAGUGAAAUUAAGUGAGGUCCCAGCUGCAUUUAUUAUUCAAAUGCCUCGGUUUGGGAAACAAUAUAAAUUGUAUCAGCGAGUACAGCCAUCUCCUUUAUUGGACGUCACGGAUCUUAUAGAAGGAUUGCCGCGGCAGUGCGCGGUGUGCGGGUCGCUGGCGCGCUGGGAGUGCGGCGCGUGCGCGGCGGGCGGCGCGCUGGACGCGGGCGCGCUGUGCGGCGCGUGCCUGCGCCUCGCGCACGCCGCGCGCCCCGACCACAAGGCCACACCUUUGUCUAUUUGCGAGGAGUAUGCUAACAUUCUCGAGUCGUCACCUAUUCCGCGCGUGUAUAUGGAGCUGUUCGCGGUGCUAUGCAUAGAAACCAGCCACUACGUGGCCUUCGUGAAGACGGGCGCAGGCCACGAUGCGCCUUGGUGCUUCUUCGAUUCCAUGGCCGAUAGGAAAGGCGAGCGCAACGGCUACAAUAUCCCGGAAAUCGUGGAGAUCUCGGAGCUGUGCGCGUGGCUGAGCGAGGAGGGCCGCGCGCUGCACGCCGCCGCGCCGCUGGACCGCCACCUGCCCGCGCCCGCCAAGCGCCUGCUGGCCGACGCCUACAUGUGCUUCUACCGCAGCCCCGACCUCGCCAUGUACCGGUAGUCCGGCCGACCCGCCGCUACUGGUCGUUACGUACGGCUUGAUAGUUAUUCUCGCUAGUUUCAAAAUAAUUAAUUAUUUCAAAAAUGAGCGAAUUAUAAUUGAUCAUUAUUGAUCGAUACAUUUUUUUAAGUUGUAAUCUUUAUAUCUCGUA